CACAAUGAGAACCAGCGAAGAAGAAAGUCACAGUCACCUCGUCGGGACGUCAGAAGACGAGGAGGAGGUUGUGUGAAUAUUUCAAACAUGACAAGCUGACGACUAAUUGUUGGCGGCGAGGAAGUAACCCAGCUCUUAGUUCCGUGUAACACCUGUUGACCGUAUUGGCUUUCAAUGGAGUCCACUCCGGUGUUGAAGGAGAAGUUUUUCAUCGUAAUACGCGGGAAGUCGAGGAAAGGCUUCUGCCGGGGUUGCAUCGGCCGGGUGGAGGCGGAGACGCACGGCGGGGAGCUGAUGGGGCUCCUGUACUGCGGGGGUUCUAACGGCGGGACCCCCAAGAAGGGCGGCCUGGUUCGGAGCGAGGACACCUACCCUCUGAGCCGCUACCAGGCCCAGCUUCUGCUCUUCAUCUCCUCCGUCGGCAAACGCCUGGAGCUGCUGUGCAACCCUCAGCUCUUCUUGGCCAUCUGCGAGCUGACCGUGGAUGAUCUGGUGGUGGUGAAGAGCAAGAAGGGUCACAAGCCGGGCUUGGUGAAGAACCUGAUGCAGAUCGGGAAGAAGGAGAACAAAGAUGAUCUGCAAAUGUUGGCCUUCGAGGUGGAAUUUGUGGACGGCGAUCAGAACUUAUCAUCUAAAAAGCCAGCUCCUCCAACCCUGUUCAGCGCUGCAGACAUCAUCCAGGUGGUCCCAUCUUACUCUGUCCCACUCGGAUUAAACCUGGGAGGCGGCCAACAUCACGGAACAAACAAAAAAACGGUGGCACGCAUCAACUCCAUGCCAAAUAUCGGCUCCAAUGGACGGAUGAAAGCAACCCACGCGCAGCGGAGCGUCAUUCCCAGUCAGAAUAACAGCACGUCGCGUGCACCUCUGGAAGUGGCGUCCUUGGUGGAGGUGGUGUCCAACACGGGGGUCACGGUGUACGGUGUCGUGAGAUGGCUUGGCGUCCCCGCGGGAAAGACUGCGGAGUGGGCAGGCAUCGAACUGGACUAUGACGUGAACGGCUGCUCUGAUGGGAUAUAUGGAGGCCAGCGACUGUUCACCUGCAAAAAAAACAGAGCUCUGUUUGUCCCCGUCACCAAAUGCAGCCCUGAUGGCAGGUUUUCCUUCUCUUCGACAGCAAGCGACGCCGCCAGUCAAAUUGAAAUACCUACAGUACCUCCAUACGUGGACUCUGACGAAUAUGUGGCACCCAUUCCCGAAUCAGAGGUCACGACUUUGUUGGUGGGAAGAAUGAAAGGGAUUCAGGGUCACAUCAACUCCUGUUAUCUGGAUGCCACACUCUUCAGUUUGUUCAGCUCCUCCGUGACCCUGGAUAAUAUCUGCCAGAAGCCUGCUGACACGGCGCAGCCCAUUACUUCCACGCUGAGAAAAAUAGUCAACCGUUUACGCAGACAAGGAUUUGUGCCUGCUGCAAAUGUGAUGAAUUUCCGCAAUCAGCUUGGCUGUGACACAUUUCGAACAGAGGAAAAAGAUCCAGAGGAGUUCAUCACAGUUCUCUUCCAGAAGGUUCUUGGCAUUGAGCCGCUGCUUAAACUCCGGUCAAGAGGUGAAAGUUACCAGGGGGCGUACACUUUCCAGAUCUUUCUGGAGAAAGAGCAGAUGGCGCACAUACCCACCGUUCAGCAGUUGAUGGACACUUCCUGUCUGUCAUGUGACGUCAAGUUUGAAGAGAUGCCGUCAUGUCUGAUAGUUCAGAUGCCAAGAUUUGGAAAGAAAUAUAAAAUGUUUUCUCACAUCAUUCCCUCCAUGGAGUUGGACAUCACAGAUCUUCUGUACAACUCUCCUCGACAGUGUUUCAUCUGCGGCCAAUUGGCAGAGCACGAGUGUCUCCAGUGUCUGCCAGAUCAUAAACUACACCAAGGGAGAAUCAAACAGUACUGCGCCACCUGCAACACGCAGGUGCACACUCAUCCCUCAAGACAAGGGCAUUCGCCAAAGCCUCUGUCGGUUCCAGCUGACGUAGCCGCGGCUUCCCCUGCACCCCGGCACACGAUGCAGCUGUUUGCCGUGCUCUGCAUUCACACCAGCCACUAUGUGUCCUUUGUUAAAUUUGGCUCGGACCCGCACUCGUGGCUCUUCUUUGACAGCAUGGCGGACCGAUAUGGUGACGACCAAAGGGGCUUCAACAUCCCCGAGAUCCGAUCGUGUCCGGAGCUGGGUAACUUUUUGUCCCAGUCGGAGGAGGAGCAGGCCCGGACCGAUCCUUCAUAUGCUCCUGAACUCGUGCGCCGGCUGCUGUGCGACUCCUACAUGUUUUUAUACCAGAACCCGGCAGGGCCUCGUUCCAAUUCAAACCAUCGUUGAGGACAAGGACACUAUGUUCUUGCAGCAGUGCCUUCAUAAUAGCUUUGCACUUUAUCAACCAGAAUUUGUUUAUUGUGUCCAAACAGCAGUGAUGGGAAUCUGUGUGUUGACAUAAAAAAAAAAAACUGUAUGGCGGCUCACUUUUAAUUUUGACAGUAAAGUGAGCAGUAAAACAAUCGCUUUAAAACUGGAAAUGUUUUUAUUACCUGUCAUUUACUGUUGCUUUUUGUCAUUGUUUCCCCUUUUAUGUAAUAAAUUGAAGUAAUCUUCUGG
This is a messenger RNA of Doryrhamphus excisus (bluestripe pipefish), 2577 nucleotides long. RefSeq names its product cylindromatosis (turban tumor syndrome) 2 (gene cyld2). Lineage: Eukaryota; Metazoa; Chordata; Actinopteri; Syngnathiformes; Syngnathidae. The record is from RefSeq and is a predicted model, not a curated record. Gene Ontology annotation, molecular function: cysteine-type deubiquitinase activity. Gene Ontology annotation, biological process: protein deubiquitination.